Messenger RNA from Argentina anserina (silverweed cinquefoil), 1623 nucleotides. RefSeq names its product probable inactive protein kinase At3g63330. The record is from RefSeq and is a predicted model, not a curated record. Lineage: Eukaryota; Viridiplantae; Streptophyta; Magnoliopsida; Rosales; Rosaceae. Gene Ontology annotation, biological process: intracellular signal transduction; protein phosphorylation. Gene Ontology annotation, molecular function: MAP kinase activity; ATP binding. Gene Ontology annotation, cellular component: nucleus; cytoplasm.
AUGGCUGUGUUGGCUGUUUUUAUUUAUCUGAGAACCUUCAUGAACAAGCGGAGUAUGUGCGCGCUGCAAACAGUAGACGACCAUGAAAAUUAUGUGUAUGACCUGCCCCAGGCUCUUCCAGAGCCUCUUGACCAACACUUUGGCGGACCUCUAAGUUUCUACCAUAACCAGAACUUUUGCAUGUACCUUGGGAUUAGUGCGGACAAUGCUAGAGAAAAAUGCAUUAAUGGCUUUGAGUUCCUGUCUUUGCUUGAAUCAAUUCCUUUUGAUGAUGCUGGUUCAAAUAAUGGAUCUUUUGAGAAUUCAGUCGCUGAUGAGAGGUAUGUACUAAAGAAGAGGUUUGGUCGUGGAUCUUAUGGUGAAGUAUGGUUGGCUUUUAGUUGGAACUGUGAUCAAGGCUGAAACGCUACAGACCCAAAUAAUAUCUCUAUUGCUUAAUUUCAUGUAGGCCUUCAUAAUGAAAAUCUGUUCAUCUUGAAACGCAUUAUGGUGGAGAAAGGAGCCGCUGUUUAUUUAAGUGGUUUACGUGAAAAGUAUUUUGGAGAGGUUUUUCUCAAUGCAUCUAAUUAAAGAAAUGAUUCAAUGGCAGAUGAAUUAGGAAAUAGCUGGACUACUGAAAGCAUGUCUGGAAGCAAAUUUAGACUACACACUGAUUUCUAUGAAGAAGGUCUGAACCAUAUUGCUAGAUAUGUGUCUUUCGAGUCUCGAGCAAAUGAAAUAUGGCUGGUAUUUCGUUAUGAGGGCAUGUCUUUAUCAAAGCUUAUGUAUACUGUUGAAGAAGACACAAAUCCUGGUGAAGGGAGGGAUGAAAAAGUGAAGCAUGCGCAGAUCUUGCGUCCAUCAAAAUGGUGGCAUUGGUUAAAGACAACAAAUGAAGGACAGGAGCAAAUGUGCAGUCUUAUAUGGCAGCUGUUGAUGGCGUUGAAAUCGUGCCACGAUCGCAAUGUUACCCACAGAGAUAUUAAACCUGGUGACAUGGUUCUAUGCUAUGAAGAGCAAGACACCGGGAGAUGUAUGAAAGGAAUUCCACAUGGCAAAAAUUAUACCACCAAAAUGCGCAUUAUUGACGUUGGUAGUGCAAUGGACCCGUUUAAUUUGAAGCAUUUGUAUGGUUCCACAGGACCAUCCAGAGCUGAACAGACGAAUGAAUAUACUCCUCCUGAAGCAUUACUUCAUGCUAAUUGGUAUCAGAGGCCAACAAACACAACUUUGAAGUAUGAUAUGUGGAAUGUCGGUGUUGUGAUCUUAGGAUCACCAAAUGUUUUUGAGAUCUCUGGUUACACACGUGCUCUUUUAGAUCAGCAUCUUGAAGGAGGGAAUGAGGGCUUAAAGGAGCUAGCAUACAAACUGAGAUCACUGAUGGAGCUGUGUAUACUAAUACCUGGUAGUUUCUUACAGCAUCACCACACAGACCGAGCUGGAGCAUCACCAGCUUCCUGGAAAUGCUCAAAAGAAUUUUUCUCCAAGCAAAUAAAGAGUAAGGAUCCUCUUAAGUUGGGAUUUCCAAAUGCUUGGGCUUUGCGGCUGGUGCGCCAGCUUUUACUCUGGGAGCCUGAAGAAAGAUCGAGUGUGGAUGAUGCUUUGCGGCAUCCAUAUUUCCAGCAUCCUUCUCCCACAGAUUGA